Molecule: messenger RNA, 4570 nt
Organism: Tachysurus vachellii
Lineage: Eukaryota; Metazoa; Chordata; Actinopteri; Siluriformes; Bagridae
Gene: prkaa1
Product: protein kinase, AMP-activated, alpha 1 catalytic subunit
Exons: 10
Coding region: 111-1832 (573 amino acids)
Biological process (GO): protein phosphorylation; intracellular signal transduction
Cellular component (GO): cytoplasm
Molecular function (GO): ATP binding; protein serine/threonine kinase activity
Source: RefSeq, a predicted model, not a curated record
UUGUGCACAGUGAAAGGAUUGGGACACAAGCGGCGUGCUUGCUGUGUAUCUCUGGCGUUCUGUUUCCAGCACAGCGCCCGCCGCCUCAGGUAGGGCUUGUAUGUGGGAAGAUGGCGACGGAUAAACAUAAACAUGAAGGAAGAGUAAAAAUCGGACAUUACAUUCUCGGAGACACGUUAGGAGUGGGAACGUUUGGAAAAGUUAAAGUGGGCCAGCAUGAACUGACCAAGCACCAAGUAGCUGUGAAGAUCCUGAACCGGCAGAAGAUCCGCAGUCUGGAUGUAGUGGGCAAGAUUCGCCGUGAGAUCCAGAACCUCAAGCUCUUCAGACACCCACACAUAAUUAAACUGUACCAGGUGAUUUGCACACCGACCGACAUAUUUAUGGUCAUGGAAUAUGUGUCUGGGGGAGAGCUGUUUGACUACAUUUGUAAAAAUGGAAAGCUCGAUGAGAAGGAAAGUCGACGUCUGUUCCAGCAGAUCAUUUCAGCAGUGGACUACUGCCACAGACACAUGGUGGUACACCGAGACCUCAAGCCAGAGAAUGUCCUCUUAGAUGCACACAUGAAUGCUAAAAUUGCUGACUUUGGAUUAUCAAAUAUGAUGUCGGAUGGGGAAUUCUUGCGGACCAGUUGUGGCUCCCCUAAUUAUGCAGCUCCUGAAGUCAUCUCAGGGAGGCUGUAUGCGGGACCCGAGGUAGAUAUCUGGAGCAGUGGAGUGAUCCUGUAUGCUCUGCUGUGCGGGACGCUGCCCUUCGAUGACGACCAUGUCCCAACGCUAUUCAAGAAGAUCUGUGAUGGCAUCUUCUUCACCCCACAGUACUUGAAUCCUUCAGUUAUCAGCCUUCUCAAACACAUGCUGCAGGUGGACCCCAUGAAGAGAGCCACCAUUAAAGAGAUCCGGGAGGAUGAGUGGUUUAAACAGGACCUACCGAAGUAUCUGUUUCCAGAGGAUGCUUCUUACAGUAACACCAUGAUUGAUGAGGAAGCACUCAAGGAGGUGUGUGAGAAGUUUGAGUGCACAGAGGAGGAGGUGCUCAACUGCCUUUACAGUCGGAAAAACCAGGACCCUCUUGCGGUUGCAUACCAUCUGAUCAUAGACAACCGACGCAUUAUGAGUGAAGCCAAAGACUUCUACCUGGCCACAAGUCCCCCUGACUCCUUCCUUGAUGAUCUGCCUGCUCACCACUUUGCCAAGCCUCACCCAGAGCGAGUGCCCUUCCUGGUGGCUGAAGCUCAACCACCGCGACCCCGUCACACUCUGGAUGAACUCAACCCUCAAAAGUCCAAGCACCUGGGUGUUCGCCGUGCUAAAUGGCACUUAGGCAUCCGUAGCCAGAGCAGGCCUAACGAUAUCAUGAGCGAAGUCUGCCGGGCCAUGAAGCAGCUCGACUACGAGUGGAAGGUUGUUAAUCCCUAUUAUCUACGUGUGCGGAGGAAGAACCCAGUUACAGGCCUGCAAACCAAGAUGAGCCUGCAGCUUUACCAAGUGGACAGCAGGACUUAUCUACUGGACUUCAGGAGCAUAGAUGAUGAUAUUUUGGAGACAAAGUCAGGUACUGCCACACCGCAUCGCUCUGGCUCGGUUGGCAACUACCGAACUACACUAAAGAACGAUAAGAGUGAGAAGAACGGAUCAGAGGAUGUGAAGGGCGAAGGCUCAGCCCCCUCCACACCCCCAGUAGGUGGGGCUAAGCAGGCAGAGGGCUCCCUCGCUUCUUCACUGACCUCCUCAGUUGACUCAGCAGGAGGAGAGACAUACCCACGGCCCGGCAGUCACACCAUCGAAUUCUUCGAGAUGUGUGCUAACCUCAUCAAGCUGCUAGCUCGAUAACUUGCCAUUGUUCCGACGUCUUUUUCUUCUUUGUCUUUCUGCUCCUCUCUUGCUUCUUGGACUUCCUACCUCUUCCUUUCCAUCACCAGGGAUUCUUAUUCUCUCUCUCAUUCUCUCUCAUUCUCUCACUCUCUCUCAUUCUCUCUCAUUCUCUCGCUCUCUCUCAUUAUCACUCUCUCAUUAUCUCUCUCAUUCUCUCUCUCUCUCUUUCUCUCUGUCUAAAGUGUCUUUAGAGCAAUAAGCAUGCAAGCAGAUGUCUCACAGCUCCACGAAUCCCACACGCACAACCAAGCCGAUUGGUCUGUGGUACUGCUACAAUCUGUUUUAGAAAGUGAAAGAGGAGCUUGAGGCUCUGGAGAAAGGGAAAGCAUGGUUUUCAUGCCAUAGGCAAGAAGUCCAAAAUAUUGUCUAGCCACUUUAUAAUAACUAUAGAAUAUUCUUUUAGAGCUGGUUUUUCAAUUGUUUAUCGAUGGGCUUGUUGGCCCCUGGUUGAAAAUGUCUGCACGUCGAUCUGUUAUACACUGAGCUAGCCGUACUGUAUAUAAUGGCACCGCAAAGAGAGAGUGAAUGAGGCAGAAUGCACUUUUGCACAGGUUUUUCUUCACAUGCUUCUGCUGGCCAAUGUUAUAAAAGAAGCACGUAAUUCCAGGAAGGGGCCAUCUUGAUGAAUGAACACAUAAAGACAAGGUCCAACUUUGAUCAAGUGGGUAGUGGGUUAUGUAGAGGGGUUUAUUAAUGAGUGGGCCAAUUUGAACUUGUUCAUUCUGAGGAAGUGCAGUGACUUUUCCUCUAACCAUUUUCAUAGAUAAGAAAAUGUUCUUUUUGAUGUAAACUUAAUUGAUUUUUUUUUUUAGACUUCUGAUUUUAUUUCACGACAUAGUAGACUUCUUUGCAUUGCUCACAUUUUACACAUAUAGAUAGAAGUAUAUACAUAAUAAAAUGGCAUUUGGAAAUAUAUUUAUCAGUGCUUUUACGGGAUGGUAUUUUAUAUUGAAAUAAUGGACUGAAAAUUCCUUUGGUGAUUGUUGAUUAUAUUGUUUUGUCAUGUUUUAUUUCAUACACUGCUUCAUCCAUUUUGAAUACAGAUUUUUUACAAAAAAACAAAACAAUAACAGCUUGAAAAAUAAUUACAUAUAAAAUUAAUUGAAUUCACCUUACAUUAUUAUACUUUAAAUAAAGGACACCCAGAAACCCAGAAUAUGUAUUAAAAAGGAAAUUGAUGGUAAAGCUUGCUUUAAGGAAUAGAAUGGAUUUCUGACCUGGCUUUAAAUUGGUUUGUUAAGUAUUAGUACAGAACUGAAAAUCAGAUUAGCAAUUUCAGUCAUAUCCAUCAACAAGAAAUAAGACUGGGAAAGUCUAGAAAUGAUAGACUGGUGUGCUUACACCCCAGACUCAGUUGCUGGUGGGAGGUUCAUGGUCACCCUAGUACUUAUACAAUGCCAGAACAAAAGUAUCUCUGCAAAAUAUAUUUCAUUGCUGAUUUAACCAUAACUGAAUAACAUAAACAGCUAUGGUCCGUAUUUAAUUGUAUGUAACAGUGAAAAUGAGUUUGGUGUUUAAAAAUUGGAGAAAGCACAUACCGUGUGUCUGUUCUUGCUGAAGUGACUUAAUGAUGAGUAAAUAAAAUAUAUAUUUACAAAUUGUACAUAGAGUUUGGGCCUAUAGAUUUCAAAGAUUGAGUAUUUUGUUGUACUCUAUUGUCUGAUCAUUACACUUAUUUUACAAGCUCUAGUAAUUCACAUAAGUUAUACAGUAAUUCACAAUCAGAACCGUAUCUUUAAAAUAUAAUGCUGUAAAAAGUGGUAUUCAUCAUUGCAGGUUUUGGGGCAAUCCGUUAUUAAAGCAGUAUGGACCACCAUAUUUCCCUGCAUUAGGAAUUUAAAUAGGAAUGUAAAAUAUACUAAACUCUGAUAUAUCAUCCAUGACUACACCUAUAUAAAGUAUUCAUAUACAAAUUCAUUAUACCAGGGUUGUUCCUGUCUCAAAGGUCUAAUUAAACAUGUAUUACUUUGUUACAAUCAGUUGUCCGAAAGAAUGUUUAACCCUAUGAUAAUCCAUCUUUGCUUUUAGCCAUAGUUUUGAUUAUAAUAUUUCUUUAAUAGACACAUCUGUCCUGGUGGAUCUAUAUUUCAACAGUGACUUUGAAAGUGCCUCAUGGUGGUUCACACACUGAUACACUGAAUAUUUGUGCUGAGGUGUCACUAUAAUAUAACCUUUAUUGAAUUUAUUGUCCCAAAGCUUAAAAAGCUGCAUGAUCUUAAACAGCAUGUCCACUAAUGACUUUUUCUUAUCAUUUCUUUUUUAAACAUGUAUUUGUAGUAUUUGGAGGUUAUUUUCCAUUUUAUUUGAAUAAAUGCACUGAAAAUAAAUCAUGAAAAAAAAUCACAUCAGAUCUGCAGCUAGAUAUUAAAGAAAAAAUAAUAAGAAGCCUGUCAGAUUUUAGUUGAUCAUUUGUAACAUCAUCAACUGUACAUCUUUGUUUUUAAAAAAAGGGAAAAUCAUACUGUCUGAUUGGGGUCUGUGUGAUUUCUGAUGUAGCAGACUUUUCCACAUGCUGUGUUUACUGUCUACUACAGUGCUCAGGUGGAGAACAUCUGGUGGCUUUGUCUUAACUGCUUCAAAGACACUGUUAAAAAUAAGAUGUUUGUGGAAUGUGAGCUUGGCCAGUGUCUAAUUCCUGAUUGUGUUUAAGAAGCAUUUUCCAUUUGAUUACCUAAUAAAGUCCUAAAUGGCAUAAA